This is a messenger RNA of Exophiala mesophila, 1143 nucleotides long. RefSeq lists its product as uncharacterized. The transcript is spliced from 3 exons. Gene Ontology annotation, cellular component: membrane. The coding region runs from base 1 to 1002 and encodes 333 amino acids. Lineage: Eukaryota; Fungi; Ascomycota; Eurotiomycetes; Chaetothyriales; Herpotrichiellaceae. The record is from RefSeq and is a predicted model, not a curated record.
AUGUCGUCCAACAGGCAAUCCUUCGGUAGGGAUAACCUCUAUUUCUACGACCCAUCCGUGGCACUAGCGGUGGUCUUCUCGGUUCUAUAUGCACUCCUCAGCAUAUACCACCUAUAUCUAUCGACAUGGUACACACAAAAACAACGGAUCAAACACCGCUUCACAAUCCCCUUGCCCAUAGCAGCAGUGGUCGCAACUGUCGGAUGGGCACUACGCAUCGCAUCAGUGACAAACAAAGCCUCAAUCCCACUAUACGCCAUCUCAGGCUCAUAUAUUGUCAUAUCGCCCAUUUUCGUGUGCGCGACCCUCUACAUCCUACUGACACGCGUCAUCCGCUACUCACUGCCCGAAGGUCAUCUACAGCGUUUCGCCGGCAUAUCUCCUCGGUGGCUGGGUCGCCUCUUCAUUACCAGCGACGUUACCUCUUUCUUGACACAGGGUGGAGGUUCUGGCGUCGCUAGUGGAGGUAACUGGAGAGGUAACUCGAAGGAUAUUGGCAUCAAUAUACUCCUCGUCGGGCUUGCUUUGCAACUAGCCACCUUUUCGCUCUUCAUGUUCACUCUGUGGCGUUACAUGUGUCGUGUUCGAGCGAAUCCUGGCGUUGCUGGAUUUGAUCGAUCCAUCAAAAAGGUCUUGCUGGGUGCUUGGAUUGCUAGUGUUUUUAUACAGACCCGCUCCAUCUUCCGCGUCGUCGAAUUCGCCCUUGGUAUUGACGGUUACCCCUUCCAAAACGAAUGGUGUCUAUAUGUUCUAGAAGCGGUACCCAUGUGGAUUGCCAUUGCGGUCCUGGGUUGGUUCCACCCGAUUCGUUGGAUGCAGCAACACAAAUGGAAUGAGUCGAUGAAUGGAACGGCUGGACAAAAGACGGAGCAGAGCAUCGUUGAUAAAACUUCUGGUGUUACUGCGAAUCGACAUCGGGGUCAUAAAACUGGGAAGGAGGCUACAGAUGAGGCGUUGCGAUACAAUAAAGAAGGAAUAGGUAAGGGGGGAAACAGGGAAUAGGAAAGGGUCUGACGGCGGUAAUUGUCAAGAGGUCGGUGCAAUACGUUCAUUGAAGACAUAGAAGACACGUUGUGAUCAUUGGCGAGUACUAGGUACCUUACUCAGUCCUUUACACUUAUAUGCGAGGGUGGCAGGUUCUCC